This is a messenger RNA of Emiliania huxleyi CCMP1516, 1590 nucleotides long. RefSeq lists its product as hypothetical. The transcript has 5 exons. Bases 1 to 1590 code for a protein of 529 amino acids. NCBI's taxonomy places the organism in Eukaryota, Haptophyta, Isochrysidales, Noelaerhabdaceae. The record is from RefSeq and is a predicted model, not a curated record.
AUGAUCCAAGCAGCACCGCCAUCCUCGCCGCUGCUGCGGCGCAGCGCCGAGACCACUAGCAACAGGGCCUCCGCCUCCUGCACCAUCGCGCUGAUUGCCAUUUUUACCGCCGCUGCCGCCUGCGCCAUCCUCUCCUCGCAACCGCCGCAUGAGCUCCCCCCCAAAGAUCCAGCCUUCAAUGUCGUCGAUCGCCGUGGCCGCGCUGUCAUCAUCUCGGACGCCCACGUGCUGCAGCGCUACAAUGCGUCGUAUGGCAAGUCGUGCCGCUGCGCGGGCCGCUGUGGUCCAAACCAGACGGGCACCGCCUCGUGGCAAGCGUGCCCCGACAGCUGCCUACUUCCAGAGCCGGGCAGCCCGUUUGGCCAGUACGGGUGUGACGGGCCGCCAGCGCUGGUCAAGAUGGCCUUCCGAGAGGCGCGGCGGCUGGUCGCGUCGCCCGACUUUGUGCUGUAUCUCGGGUGCAUGUCGGGCCAUGACAUGCCGAACCUCGCGACGGCCAUGUCGAACCUGCGCCUCGUCCGCGACCAGCUGCACGCGUUGUACGAGGGCAGCGUGAUCUCGUGUCCGGUCAUCGGCAACAACGACGUCUUUGAGGACUACCAGGCGAGCCUCGCCGCCGGCGGGUUCUACGCGCAGCAGCUCGUGCCUCCCUCCGCCUCGCGGCCAGGCCUGCGCCUCGUCGCCAUCAACACGAACCUCUACUCCGCCGUCGGGCCGCGCAUGCCGUGGAACGCUCCUUGGAGCCCCUCCACGCUCCCCGACCCGCGCGGCCAGUUUGCCUGGCGCGAGCGGCGGGUCGCGGCCAUGCUCGAGCAGCAGCUCGCGGCUGUCGCUGCGGCGGGCGAGCGCGCGUACAUCGCGGGGCACCUCCCGCCGACUCUCGACUCGUUCCGCAGAGAGCCGAUGUGGAACCAGAUCUACGCGGACCGCUUCUUUGCGAUUGUGCGGCGGCAGAUCGGCGCGAGCCCGGCGGAGCGCUCCCCGGCCGCCAGCGUGAUCGACGGCCUCUUCUUCAGCCACCUCCACUCCGACGAGUUUCGGCUGAUCCCGGGCGUCACCGCCGCCGCCGCGCCCAUCAUCCACAUCAUCUCGUCGGUCACGCCCAUCUACGGAGGCAACCCGACCGUCUACGAGAUGCGGCACGCCGCCGCCGCGCCGGCGGAGGCAGACCGCAGCCGCGGCGUCUCGUUUCGGCCGGUGCGGCUGACGCAGCACGCGGCCCUUCUCGGCGACGCCAGCUUCACCAAGGCGAUCACCACGCCCGCCGCCUUUCGCGCCGCCGGCAUCUCGAACGGAGACUACGCGGCGGUGUACCGCGCGAUGCACGAAAAGUACCACUCGUGGAAUGGCGGCGCAGAGAGCUGCAGCAGCACAGCCGACCGGCUCCAGACUUGCGCGACUUGCACGAAUGGCUGCCGCAUCGCGAACGCUUGCCUUUACAGGGCCGCAGCGGGCGGCCGUGCCGCGUGGCAGCGCUGCGUGGACACGACGACGCUCGGCGGCGCGGCGUGCAGCGACGACAGACACUGCGGCGAAGGCUUCGGCUGCCAGUGCACGGCCCGGCGCUGCUCGUGUGAACUGGAGCAAUAG